This is a messenger RNA of Dermacentor andersoni, 1402 nucleotides long. NCBI's taxonomy places the organism in Eukaryota, Metazoa, Arthropoda, Arachnida, Ixodida, Ixodidae. The record is from RefSeq and is a predicted model, not a curated record.
AGGAGCAUCUGUCAUUUCUUUCACCGUGUACACAAUGUUGUAUUUCGACAAGUACAGAGCCACAGCCACAGCCGCUAAGUACGUCGGCUUGGCCGCAUCGGGAAUAGUUGGGCCCCUGCUUCUUUCGGCUGCCGUAUCAAAUUACGGCUUAGGAGGAAGCUUCCUUAUCGGCGCAGCAAUAGCUAUGAAUGCCUUGCCACUAGAGAUCUUUCUUCGCAAGCCACGUCCUCUCGUAUUUACGUUUCAGUGGUGCAAUAUGCGGAACAUGUCAGGUACUGAACACGAAACCAGAAAGGUUACGAAAGGAAGCUGCAAUGAUGUACGCGGAAUUCAGAAAGAUUCAAGCAGCGCCAGAACAGCUUAUACUGCGUCACCGGGUGAAGCGAAAUUAAGUGCCCUGGCCAGAAAUGUAGAUCUUACUGAGCUGUUCUGCGACAACAAAAUCCCUAGUGACGGGAAGCCUUUCCAAGCACAAUCGCUCCUAGGCGCCAAAACCUCUGCUGGCAGUAGCCAAUCUCGCAAGUGUGGAUCAAUAUGUCUUGGCCACGAAGGACACGUUUCUUACGGAACGCCGGCAGCUACCGUCUUGCAAUUGUUGCCUUCUGAGUCAAGUAAAAGCAUCUCCGAACAAGUGGCUCUCUUCCGUCAGCUUGCCUUCUACGUACUGCUCGUCGUGUACGCCUUCUGCGAUUGGACAAUAUCGUUGCACACUACGACCAUUGUGGACUACGGCCGUGACAAGGGAUCUCCCCUCGAGAAGGCAAAGUUAGUGCUCACCUUCAACGCAGCGGGUCAGUUCGCCGGAAGGACGCUUUUGCCUUUCGCCUCGGACAACGUAGCACACAGCCGGUGUCCACUGGCCGUUGCGUGCUUCAUCGGAUGCGGCACCUGCUUGGCGUUCAUGCCGUCCGUGCAGUCCCUAUCUGCCUUUGUCGCACUGAACCUGGUUCUAGGAGUGUGUCAGGGUUUUGUGACCUGUAUCCGAAGCGUCUUGGUCAACGACUACUGUGGAGUCGAGCGGCUGCCUACGUUCUUCGGCAUUCUCGGACUCACACUGGUGCCGCUGUCGUUCAGCGGGCCAACAAUCAUAGGUUUCUUCCGUGACACCCUGGGUUCGUACGACAACCUCUACCGGAUGCUGGGAGCAUUGAACAUUUGCAUUGCGGUUCUGCUGUUCGUUCUCGUGUGGCGCGACAGGAUGCGGAGAAAAUCUUGCGACCUACCUACAGCAGCAAUGGGACACGGAAACGAAUUAGGUUUUGAUGAUAACUGAAAAAAAACGCUUUUGACGUGCAUGAAAUCUCUAUGGACAUUUUCUGGGAAGACGACAGACUUUCUUUAGACACCCUGUACACUUCUGGUCAUAAUGUUCUUCUUGACUCAAGCCUUCGAGCAUUACACA